CUUUUUAUGACCUUUCGGGACUCUAGUGAAUACUGAAGUCCCAUCUCCAGAAAAGGGCCAUGCGCUCUGGCUCACGGCGGCGUCUGGAAUCCCACUGCGGAGCCAAGGGGAGGGAGUAUUUUUUGCAAAGCUCCGGAGCCCUCGAGGGCCUCCCCUCUCUCUCGGGGCGGGGUGGAGGAGGCGGCGCUGGGGGCCUUCUUAUCUCGGGAGCCAGCUCCGGCUCUCUGGCGUGGGGCCCCUCAGUCCGGGCUCCCUGCCAUGGGGUCUGUGUUCCCCCUGUCGCUGCUGCUUUUGUCAGCGGCCGCGUACUGGGGCAGCGGGACCGUACCGGGGCGCCGGGCUAGGCGGGCGCAAGGUCCCCGGGAAAGCCCUCCCGCGCCGUCGGGGACCUCGGCGUCAUUCUGGGUGCGCAUAAGCCCGCAGUCGGUGGCCGUGCGGCCGGGGGUCUCGGUGUGGCUCAACUGCAGCCACAGCUGCCCGCUGCCGCCCAACUCCAGCCUCCACACCCAGCUGCGGCGGGGCCCGACGCUCAGCGGCCCGGGUUGGGUAUCUUACCAGCUGCUCGACGUGAGGGCCUGGAGCUCCGACGUGCGCUGCUUCGUCACCUGCGCGGGAGAAACGCGCGGGGCCACCGCCAGGAUCGCCACCUACAAAGCGCCGCACAGCGUCGUGCUGGAGCCUCCCGUCUUAGAGGGUGGCAUGUACACUCUGCGCUGUCACGUGACGCGCGUGUUCCCCGUGGGCUUCUUGGUGGUGACCCUGAGGUGCGGCGGCCGGGUCAUCUAUUCUGAAAGCCUGGAGCGCUUCACUGGCCUGGAUCCGGCCAACGUGACGCUGACCCACGCGUUCCCCGCGGGACUCCGCGACUUCGGGCAGCCCGUGACCUGCCUCGCGUGCCUCAGUCUCGACGGGCUGGUGGUCGGCAGCAGCUCGGCACCCAUUACGCUGACGCUCGCUUGGAGCCCCGCGUCCGAAGCCUUGGCCUUCACUUCCGUCGCAGUCCUUGUGGUCAUCCUUGUCGCCGUGGGGGCUGCCUACCUGCGCAGGUGCCUAGCGAUGCGGUCUCGGCGUAGAGGGGGAGUUCUGUGCCGGCUGAGCGGGGGAAAAGAAGAAUCUGGAACGAUGCGGGGAACCCUCCCGGAUCAAUAAAGCCUUCCUCAGCCA
Molecule: messenger RNA, 1164 nt
Organism: Microcebus murinus (gray mouse lemur)
Lineage: Eukaryota; Metazoa; Chordata; Mammalia; Primates; Cheirogaleidae
Gene: ICAM4
Product: intercellular adhesion molecule 4 (Landsteiner-Wiener blood group)
Biological process (GO): cell adhesion
Cellular component (GO): plasma membrane
Molecular function (GO): integrin binding
Source: RefSeq, a predicted model, not a curated record